UGUCUUUUUGCACUUGAAUGGUCAAAAACCGUCCGCUUUGGUGAGCAAAGUACAGUUGGGUGAACAUAAACAGUUUGGGGAAUAUCAGAUGUACCUAUAUCAGUGUAUAGGAUCUGUGUAUUGUUAGAGAAAUGCAUUACAAUUUAACUAAAUUAGCUUUUAGUCGACUAAAUCUACUGUAGAUAUUUAGUCGACUAAAACUAGACUAAAACUAAAACAAUUUCCGAUGACUAAAAUAUGACUAAAACUAAAUGGCAUUUUAGUCAAAAGACUAUGACUAAAACUAAAUCAAAAUUUGCUGUCAAAAUUAACACUGGUGGUAUUACUGGACAGGACACAAUCAACCAGUGGGCCAUGGUACUGCAACAAACCUUUUCUGUAAGUCCAUUCCCUCCAAACAAGAAGUGUUAAUACAUUGUUAUAAUGCAAGUUCAUGGUGUUACUCUUUCAGAAAGUAUCAGUGUAUUACCAUAUCAUAACAUCGUUGUACUAUGGUACUGCCACAGUACUUAUUCGGACUAUACUGAAAGGUAUUAACACAUUUAUUAAUGAUAAUAAUAUCCUAUGAGAUGUAACCAUAACUUUGAAAGACUUUACUUUAGGACACUAUGAAUCUGACUCUACUGAAGACAAUGCUUGCAUUGUUAUGUAUUUAAUGGAUCUUCUUUGCAAAUUUCAUAUCCAAAAAUGUAAGUUCACCAACAACAAACCGUUUUUUAAAGAAUUUAAAAAGUAUUUCAACACCAUUUCAUCCUCAGCAAAUAAGAAAUCAAGUAGGACGACUUAAAUUUGCAAUGCCUACUAAUUUCUUACCCAAAUGUUUAUUUUUAUUUUCCCUUCUAUCUUUCUUAUCAUUUUCUGUCGUUUGCAAGUUAUUAUUAACUCAUUAUUCUCUGUAUUCUGUUGACAAGUGGUGUAUUGUUGUUAAUUUCUGAGUAUCAUAUACACAAACUGUGUAUUAUAAACAUGUCUACUCUGUAUUUUUUGCAUUCAUUAAAAACAAACUUAUCGUUGUUACGGACUGCACGAACACAACUUGCAGUCAUAACUUUUCUGGAGUGUGGCUUUAUGAUUCGAGAUAGUUCAAGGUUGUUGCAGCGCUUCCGGUGACGUCAUCGCGUACCGACGUCCAUAAUGGACUUGCAGCUGUUCACUGACAAACAAUAACAAGAGCAGCGAGCGAACGGCAGCGGCUUCCGUGUCUGUAAUCGCGCUGAUAUUAAGCCCGUGAGGCAUCUCGACUCUGACAUUGUCGGCGAGGAAACUCUGGCCUCCGCUGCCUCUUCCUCCGACUCGGAAACCGGCGGAGCUUCGCCGCCCCCGCGGAAGAAAAGCCGAGUCUCGGCGGCGGAGGGAGCAGGAGAGAGCGGGGCGUCUGCUGCCGGGAUCACGGGCCUCUCUGCGGCUUCUCUCCCAACCCCCCACCAGCACUCGGCCAUCCGUCUUAAUAACAGCUCGCAGUCGCGCAGAUCCGCCAGUGUAAACGCGUUUUAUAACAUGCAGGCCAACGGGACGGGAGGACAGGAGCCGGAGCCGCAAAUGUCCUGCAGGAACGGAGAGUCCUCGUCCUCUGUCGCGGGAGCGGUGCACUCCAACGGGCUGCUGUCCUCCGCUAAUAACGGGCUGCCGUCCACCGAGAACCCGGCGCCUGACACCAGCAUGAAGAAGAAGAAGCGACUGUCUCAGAGCGACGAGGAUGUGAUCAGGCUCAUAGGACAGCAUCUACACGGGUUGGGACUCAAUCAAACGGUGGACCUAUUAAUGCAGGAAUCGGGCUGUAGACUUGAGCAUCCUGCUGCUACCAAGUUCCGGAAUCAUGUGAUGGAGGGAGAGUGGGAAAAGGCUGAGAGUGACCUCAACGAGCUGAAAGCACUGAUGCAUUCACCGAGCGCUGUGGUGCGGAUGAAGUUCCUGCUCCUGCAGCAGAAGUAUUUGGAGUAUCUGGAGGACGGGAAGGUUCUAGAAGCGCUGCAGGUUCUCAGAGCUGAGCUCACGCCCCUGAAGUACAACACUGAACGAAUCCACAUCCUCAGCGGGUACCUGAUGUGCAGUAAUUCUGAUGACCUGCGUGCUAAAGCUGAGUGGGAAGGGAAAGGGACGGCCUCACGAUCCAAACUCCUCGACAAGCUUCAGACGUACCUGCCCCCGUCUGUGAUGCUGCCGCCCCGCCGUCUGCAGACUCUGUUGCGUCAGGCAGUGGAGCUGCAGAGAGAUCGCUGUCUCUACCACAACACCAAACUGGACAGUGGACUGGACAACGUGUCUCUGCUCAUAGACCAUGUGUGCAGCAGGAAACAGUUCCCCUGCUACACCCAGCAGAUCUUGACAGAGCACUGCAAUGAAGUCUGGUUCUGCAAAUUCUCCAACGACGGCACCAAACUGGCCUCGGGGUCCAAAGACACAACAGUCAUCAUAUGGCAGGUCGACCCCGAAACCCAUCAGCUCAAACAGCUGAAGACUUUGGAGGGUCAUGCCUAUGGGGUUUCUUAUCUGGCCUGGAGCCCCGAUGACACGUAUCUGAUAGCCUGUGGCCCAGAUGACUGCUCAGAGCUCUGGCUGUGGAACGUUCAGACAGGGGAACUGAGAACCAAAAUGAGCCAGUCCCAUGAGGACAGCCUGACCAGUGUGGCCUGGAAUCCAGACGGCAAGCGUUUUGUUACCGGAGGUCAGAGAGGCCAGUUCUACCAGUGUGAUCUGGAUGGAAACUUGCUGGACUCCUGGGAGGGUGUUCGUGUGCAGUGCCUGUGGUGUUUGAAUGACGGUCGAACAGUGCUGGCCUCUGAUACACACCAGCGUAUCCGUGGAUACAACUUUGAAGAUCUGACUGACAGGAACAUAGUUCAAGAGGACCACCCUGUAAUGUCCUUCACCGUGUCAAAGAAUGGAAGAUUAGCUCUGUUAAAUGUCGCAACUCAGGGAGUUCAUCUGUGGGACCUGCAGGACCGGGUAUUAGUCAGGAAGUACCAAGGUGUGACUCAGGGCUUCUACACCAUCCACUCCUGUUUUGGCGGCUACAACGAAGACUUUAUUGCGAGUGGCAGUGAAGACCACAAAGUUUACAUCUGGCACAAGCGCAGCGAGCUGCCCAUAGCUGAGCUGACGGGUCACACGCGCACCGUGAACUGCGUGAGCUGGAACCCGGUGCUGCCAGGCCUAAUGGCCAGCGCCUCCGAUGACGGCACCGUAAGGGUCUGGGGUCCCGCCCCCUUUCUGGAUUCCCAGGAGACCGAGGGGCUAACUGGUAUGAACCUCCUCAUCUGACUGGAAAAUGCUCCUAGUUCGAUAAUGCUACAGCAUGGACAGUUGAUGUUGACUCUGGAGCAGAUGUCCACUUUGGAAAACAUACAGUGAGACACACUAUAGACUUUGUGAAUGAAGAAUGACAAAUGAAGUAAAUCUAACGGCAGAUGGAUGUUUUUUCCUGGCGGUUUCACAUCCCCCACCCGCAGCGCAGCGGAGACGCCGUUUCACUCGAACAACAUGAAGCCGUUGCGGCGCCACGAAACGGACACGCCGAGGACACGCCCCUCCUCGGCUUAAGCCCCUCCUCCUCAUUUCUACACUGCAUCCUGAGUGGACGACUGCCUCCUGAACCCACAUGCGCACACACACACACGGACAAACAACGUUAUUUAUUACGGCUUUAAUUUAUUAUUGUGAAUGAAUCAAGGCCACAGUCUUGCUUUGUGUUCUGUACAAUAUUCACUUCAGCCAGGGGACAAAAAAAUGCUUUUCCGGCAUGUGCGAACUUCUCCGUGGUCUCAAAGACGCACGCGUUAACGGAGAGCAAACAAAUCAUAUCCUUGUUUUUCAGCAUGAACUUCUUUAAGCCACCUCGUAUGCUUGAAAGUGUCUUCACCAGCAGAGAUAUAAGAUAUCGUUUUCCUUUCCCUCUGAGACUCACAACAUUUUUAAAUGACUGAAUUUACAGGCAUUUUUAACAGUUAGAUAUUCGUUUCGAUUCGAAAAUUCCAAUCAUGACCCCGAUCCGCAGUUUUUCAUUGCUUAUGGUACUUUAUUAUGCUCAUUUUGAGAGGGUUUUCUAGAGGUGAUGGAUUAUUAAUCUUUAUUCUUGAGAUGAGCCGAUGUAGAAAGACGGUUAUUUUUUGGUAACGGGGUUGAAAACGCACCUGCGACCCAUGUAGGCUUGCUAUAGUCGUCUUGCUAAUGACACACAAAUGAGCUGAUGUCACGUUCCACAUGUAAAUAUCAGCCUGCAGCGUGCAAACUUUGACUUCGUAGGUGUUUGUGACUCGGUCCAGGUCAUUUUUGCAGUGAAAGUACAGGCUGUUGGUGUGAGAGGAGUGAUUUUGUGACGGUAAGUACGACUGCAUAUUGAACGAACGGACUCUCAAAUAUGUUUGUUUCCAUCAUGUUCGUUGCAUCAUAUUCUCCUCUUGGGUCUCGUUUCCUCUUUCAUAUUGUUUUUUUUUUAAUGCUUUUCUGGACAUGUAUAUGAUUAUUCAUCAGCUAUGAUUUUCUUAGUUUUAUUGCUUUUAUUUUGGGUUGAUUUAUAAUUUGUUUGGCUUUUUUCCCUCGUAUUAUCGUAUAAAGGAUGUCUUGGCAAGUGGCCUCUUAAAUGCUUUUUUCUAUUUGUGAAUUUCUUAUACUUUCGUACCAUAUUACGCAUUAGUACACACAGGUGUACCCUGAAAUAAUUUAGGUAUUCAUCAGUCGAGCGAAAGAAACUUUGCCUACUAUGAUUUAUUCUGUAAUUAUGUGCUCUUCAUAUACAUAUAUAUGAAGAAUCUAUAGAUAUAUAAAUAUAUAUAUAUAAAAAACAUACGUGUGUAUUUCUUGCCAUGUAUCCUCCCUUACAAAUGUUAACCGUUUCUCACCUGCAUCAGGUAAACUCCUUGUACAGGUUAUUCGUACCCUGACCAGCCAGACCUGUUCCGUUAGCGAGGAUUGACGCGCACAAGCGAAAAGAAAGAACAGGUGCAUGCAGAAACACCCUCACACGUGUGGAGAUAUCACAGAAUUGUGGUGUUGUAUGUUCUGGUUUAUGCAACUGAACUUUCCUUUUCUUCUGGAUAUUUGUGUUUCAUUUCAGUCUUAGUUUGACUUUAUGUGCUUGAGCCGGCUGGGCAACGGUAGCGCCCUGGGUGGAGUUCUGGUGGAGACUUAAGUUUAUUGCAGUCAGGAUCUGAGGAUCUGUUUUGCAUUUCAGUGUGUUAUUAUUCUAAGUGAUUGUACUAUUAUGUAAUGUUCUGUAGGAGAGGUGUUAUGUAUACAUACUUUCAAUAAAGCAUUCAGGGUUUUAAACUA
Molecule: messenger RNA, 5268 nt
Organism: Ctenopharyngodon idella (grass carp)
Lineage: Eukaryota; Metazoa; Chordata; Actinopteri; Cypriniformes; Xenocyprididae
Gene: wdr26a
Product: WD repeat domain 26a
Exons: 14
Coding region: 1498-3261 (587 amino acids)
Biological process (GO): proteasome-mediated ubiquitin-dependent protein catabolic process
Cellular component (GO): GID complex
Molecular function (GO): protein binding
Source: RefSeq, a predicted model, not a curated record